This is a messenger RNA of Perca flavescens (yellow perch), 2255 nucleotides long. RefSeq names its product pescadillo (gene pes1). Gene Ontology annotation, cellular component: PeBoW complex; nucleolus. The coding region runs from base 172 to 1917 and encodes 581 amino acids. Lineage: Eukaryota; Metazoa; Chordata; Actinopteri; Perciformes; Percidae. The transcript has 15 exons. The record is from RefSeq and is a predicted model, not a curated record. Gene Ontology annotation, molecular function: RNA binding. Gene Ontology annotation, biological process: maturation of LSU-rRNA from tricistronic rRNA transcript (SSU-rRNA, 5.8S rRNA, LSU-rRNA); ribosome biogenesis.
GCGGACAAACGACCACCAUCUGGGUCCUCCUCCAUCGCCUUCUCCGCGCAUGUCAAAGACACGUGCAUCUGCUGCUGAUCGUAGCGAGCGUUGUGUUCGCCUCUCAACCGCUUACUUCUUUGACAAUUACAUUUACCUAAACUUGUGUAAAGGGUCACAUAUCCUUUGAAAAUGGGAGGUCUUCAAAAGAAAAAGUAUGAGAGGGGCUCUGCCACCAACUACAUCACCAGAAACAAAGCUCGCAAGAAGUUACAGCUGAGCCUCCCAGACUUCAGGCGACUGUGCAUCCUUAAAGGCAUCUACCCUCAUGAGCCCAAGCACAAGAAGAAGGUGAACAAGGGAUCUACAGCCCCAAGGACCUUCUACCUGCUCAAAGACAUCCGCUUUCUGCUACAUGAGCCAAUUGUUGGCAAGUUCAGAGAGUACAAGGUUUUUGUACGCAAACUUAAGAAGGCUUAUGGAAAAACAGAAUGGUCUUCUGUGGAGAGACUGAAGGAGAACAAGCCAACCUAUAAAUUGGACCACAUCAUCAAAGAAAGGUACCCCUCCUUCAUUGAUGCUCUCCGUGACAUCGACGAUGCACUCUGCAUGUGCUUCCUCUUCUCCACCUUCGCCCGAACAGGAAAAUGCCACGUUCAGACAAUCCAGCUGUGCAGACGCCUCACUGUGGAGUGGAUGAACUAUGUGAUUGCAUCCCGUGCUCUCAAAAAGGUUUUCAUCUCCAUCAAGGGGAUAUAUUACCAAGCUGAGGUGAUGGGACAGCUCAUUACAUGGCUGGUGCCAUAUCAGUUCUCCCAUGAUCACCCAACAGAUGUUGACUACAGAGUAAUGGCAACAUUCACAGAGUUUUACACCACUCUCCUGGGGUUCAUCAACUUCAGACUCUACCAUUCCCUCAACCUGCUUUACCCACCAAAGCUGGAUGUUAAAGCAGAGUCUGAGCUGAAGGAAGAGAAUGAUGAUGAUGACUAUGCCAUGAAUUCAGAAAGCUACUUAGAGAAACUGUCAGCUCUGAGUGCUAGUCUGGCGCGGGUGGUUUCCACCGCAGAGGAAGAGGAGGCUGAACUCGACCAGUUUCCUGUUGAAGGGGAGGACGUGGCCAAUAUGGAGGCCAGGGAAAAGGAACAGAAACAGGAGGAAGCGCAGAAAAAGCUUUUUGAGGGUCUCAAGUUCUUCCUCAACAGAGAAGUGCCCAGAGAGUCGCUGGCUUUUCUCAUCAGGUGCUUUGGUGGUGAGGUGUCCUGGGACAAGUCUGUUUGCAUUGGCAGCACAUACGAGGUGACGGAUGAGACCAUCACACAUCAAAUUGUUGACAGACCCAACAUCGGCAAACAGUAUAUCAACAGGUACUACAUCCAGCCCCAGUGGGUGUAUGAUUGUGUAAAUGCCAAAAUCAUCCUGCCUGUGGAGGACUACUUCCUUGGAGUGACUCUGCCCCCCCACCUCUCUCCCUUCGUGGAGGAGAAGGACGGAGACUACGUGCCCCCCGAAAAACUAAAGAUCAUGGCCCUACAACGAGGAGAAAAACCUGCCCAUGAACAGGAGGACGAGGAAGAAGAGGAAGAUGAGGAGGAUGAGGAAGAGGAGGAAGAUGACCACGAAGAAGAGGGAGAUGACGAUGAAGAGGCAGAAGAGAAAAAUCUGAAGAAGAUGGAAGAACAAAGAUCCCAGGGCAAGUCUCUGCCAGUCAAAGUGACAGCUGGGAAAGUAAAGGUAGAAAACCCAGCACGCUUGGAGCAGGAGGAGAAAGCCGAGGAGAAACGUCUGGCCAUCAUGAUGAUGAAGAAAAAGGAAAAGUACCUCUACGACAAGAUCAUGUUCGGAAAGAAGAGAAAAGUCCGAGAGGCUAACAAGCUGGCUGCCAAGAGGAAGGCCCAUGAUGAUGCUGAAAAAUCAAAGAAAAAGGCCAGGAAAUAACUCAUCUGAUGAUCUGUUUGUCAGAGUGACUUUAUGUAUUUAAAUUCUUGAGGUAGAGUGUAUUACAGGUUAACGUGUCCUAAAACCUGUAAGUGCAUUGGAGAGCUCUGUGAGUGAGUUGCAUGCACCGUGACGUGGGUGCAUUGACCUCUGCGUAAUUUCACGCUGAAAUGCAGAAUGUUUCAUAUGCUAAUUGUUAUAAUUAAUGUAAAAGUAACUGUUUGCCUUUUGUUUGUAUGAACUAUACAACAUCACACAUGAUAUUUCUUUCACUUCAUUUUAAAAUGCUCUGUUUGUAAAAAAAAAUUUAAAAACAAAGUAUUAAAGUUACAAUUGAA